ACUGGAUGCCCUGGGCAAGCUGGGAUCAGGACUGGGACCAGGCUUCUGAAGCUGCUGAGCGACCUGAUAGAGAAGAUGAAGACCUUUGCUGUACUCGUCCUGUUUGCCUUGGUGUCGGUCUGUCUGUCCACAGGAGACUCCAAAGACACUGUAUCAGGGAACGUCGCUGAUUCUCCAAGCAAUGCGGAUAUAUUUGUGAAGAGAGACCUGGCCUCCAACCUGAUGAGGCAGAAGAGGGCUGGGACAGCCCCCACAGCCCUGACCCUGACCCAGCUAGAGAGCUUGAGAGAGGUCUGUGAGGUGAACAUGGCGUGUGAGCACAUGGCGGAGACUGCUGGAAUCGUGGCCGCUUACACGGCUUACUACGGACCAAUCCCCUACUAGUCAGCAACAUGGCCGGCCUGUUGUCUCCGGGAUAAGAGCUUGUCAGGAUUGUCACUGUCUUUUUCAGGAAGCAAUUUUUUUGGUGCUGAAUUUAAAGAGGACCAACGAUCUGAAUGCCCCCAAAGAUUUAACCUUCAUGUGACACCGAUCUCAGCAACUGUUUCAGGUUGUUAGAACAAAACCAUAUGUUUGGAUUGGAAGCUAAUAUCCAUCAUGUGCCCAUCUUAUUUAAAUCAGAAACCCUCAACUCUAUACUAAUCAUUCACUUAAGAGGGAGACAGAAGAGAGAGAUAGAGAGGAGAGAGAACGAGAAAGAGAGAGAGAGAGAGAGAGAGAGAGAGAGAAGUAUGGAAUAGUAGAAUCUAGCUUGUCGCAUGAAAAUGCCACCAUCAUGGUUGUUAAAGGGUACAACUAUAGAUGUAAACAAUAAUGAAGACCAGCCAAUACAACCCCUGGACCCUGUUAAAUGGGCGGAGACCUCAACCCCCCCAAAGCUCAACCCAAAGUUAUACACCUAUCAUUGAUCGCAAUUUAGAAAAUAAAAUCUGCAUUUUGUUUUCUUGCUAAUGUGUUUUUGUUGUCUCUCUCUGUUUUAGUUUAUAGUAGAUGGCUUCAUUAUUCCUUAGUUUAGCAACAAUA
Messenger RNA from Paramormyrops kingsleyae, 1023 nucleotides. It is a transcript of the gene bglap, whose product is annotated as bone gamma-carboxyglutamate (gla) protein. The record is from RefSeq and is a predicted model, not a curated record. Gene Ontology annotation, cellular component: extracellular region. Gene Ontology annotation, biological process: osteoblast differentiation; response to vitamin K; regulation of cellular response to insulin stimulus. Gene Ontology annotation, molecular function: hydroxyapatite binding; calcium ion binding; structural constituent of bone. NCBI's taxonomy places the organism in Eukaryota, Metazoa, Chordata, Actinopteri, Osteoglossiformes, Mormyridae.